AUGAGGGCGAUAUUAGUAAUUCUAAAUUCUUUCGCUGGAUUAGCUUUUAUGGACGCAGUUAAACAAGAGUUCAACACAUCCGGUAACUUGAGAAAAAUGAUUUAGAAAAAGGUUUACAUGAAAAUUAAAUUUUGAAGAGUCGGAAGGGUAUUCGAGCCGAUUGACAGCCUAUUUAUCGCACGUUUUUCCGUCAAGACUUGACGGUUCCAGUCUUUUGCCCUCAAACGACACAAAUACAACGUAAAUCCUUCCAAUUUUCAAUAAUUUUCCCCCAUUUUCCAAUUUUAACACAGAAAAAUGCGUUUUUACGCUGCGGAAUUCAAAAUUUUUACAACCAUCCUGAUUUAGUUGUGUGGUCUUCUCGCAGCAAUUCAAAAGAUUUUUUAAAAAAAUAACUUUUUAAGAAUUCAAGUUUUUUUGAGAACCCGAUAUUCUAAACUUUUAAAGACUAGAGAUACCUAAUUCUAAAAAAAACAAAAGAGAAAGCUACGUCUUUUUGAAAAUUUCAAGGAAUAUGUCCAAAAACGCUUUCUUUUCUUUAAACCUCUAAAUUUAAGAAAUUUUCUGGGAUCUCCAAGCUAUGGUCGUCUGCACCACGACGAGGCUCCACACAAUCCGAAAUAUUUUCCAUUUAUUCAAGAAGUUCUCAACCAACCAUUUCAUCAUUGCGUCUACGAUGAGAAAUUGUAAAUUUUUGUUUCAUUACUUUUUUCGAUACGAAAAAAAAAUCAGAUGCACAGGAAAAUCUGGCACGCAAAUAAAGCAGCAAUAUGUCGAGUUUGGAGCUCCAAUCAAGGUUUUUUCGUUUUUCAAACUUUUUUCCUGUUAUUUUUUAAACACCCCUCCCCCCCACAAAAAGCUUACGAAUGAACUAAAUUCAUUAUCCUACAGAUCGAAUGCUUUACUUGCGAAAAAGACCAUAUAAAAUCCCUCCAAACGGCUCAUUUGAUUCAAAAAAGGUUCAAUUUUACUCGAAUUUGAAAUUGAAAAAAUAAAUUCAAGAGACACAUUCUUCGAUAAGCCACUAGGUCUUCGAAAAGAGUCAUCAAAAGCGGCGGACGACACUCAAACGCCUCUUUAUUCGCAAGUUCUACACGAGGAAUAUGAUUCAAAUAGUAGCAAAUAUAGAGUUUUCGAGGCCCCCGGUUGGGUUUCCAUGAAACUUGGCUGAAAUGCACUUUAGAAGCCUCCUGAUUCCAGAGAAAAAAAAAAGAAUUUCUCAUAAUAGACCUGGUUUUCGAGUUAAGACUUUUCAAAAGCUAUAAACAGCGUUUUUUGUCUUAACUUGCGUAUUUUCCAACCCUUCAAGCUUCAUAAAUCGAAAACAAGAUCUAUUCCGAGAAAUUUUUUCUUUUGUUCUGGAUUUAGGUUUCACGAACUCCUAAGAGGCUCUGAAGUACGCUUUAGAAAAGUCUCAUCGAAAGUUCAACCAGUGGAUCUAGUACCAAAGCUUUAGAUUUCAAUGUAGCUGCGUCAGAAACUGCGGCCUUUUUCGGGCAAGUCACUAAAAGUCAUUUUUCAGACACCAACCAAAUUUUCGGGUUCAGUAGGACUGGGUCCUCUAUUGAAGUUAUUAGAAUGAAAAGAAUCAAGCAAUGAACAUUUGUUUAUAGUUUGCUCCGAGCAAAGAGCCUCCGAUUUAUGCGAAAGGGAUCACCGUUGGACAUUUGCAUGUGAUUUUUUUCCUGAAUUUUAAGGAGGUCUUCUCUAUUUUUUCAGCAGUUGGAUCAAAAUGUGACAAUAGAUAGCCGAAUCCUCACGAAUAUCGACGUUCUUUAUCGAGGUAAUGCCCAAUCGGUUCAGAACUUAUCAAAAUAUUAAGAUAUCCCGAAAUUUCAAGUCCUUUAUAAGCACUACGAAGACGUUAAUAUGAUCACUAUCGGUCUUGAAGAAGAAAAUAAGACGGAGAACUUGAAAGUGAGCAGGAAAAUGCAGGGAUUGACAAAUUGCGGAAUUUUAAGCUAAAAAUAUCUUGGAACGAAUGGUCUUGCUGUUCGGCGUGUUGCUGUCCGGAAUUAAUUUGUGGAAUCAUGGAAUCCGCUUCAAAUUGGUUAUUUUCUUGUCCUUUUUUUCGAAACCCCUUGCUGAAGUUUUUAAAGACGCAUAAACAAGCUUGAUAAAAUUUCCGAGGCGAAAAUCCCGCUUUCAAUCUUUUCGAGACUUCUCAAAUUUUUUAAAUUUUAGUUCUUCCUUGAAAUCGUACAAGUCACGAAUUGGCUACCUCUCUCUCUUCAAGCUCAACAAGAACUUGACGGUUAAAAAAAGUUUUCAACCUCAAAAUUUUGAGAAUUUCAGCUACAAAACAAAAAUCUGGACAAAUUGUUCAGCAUGAAGCCUUAUUCAACAGAUGGAGUUCCUGUAUUUUCCUCGCUUCUUCAGAGACAUUUUCCGACAGAGUUUGAUAUUAUUUUAAAAGUUAGUUGUAACUAUAUCCUGUUUAAAAUUCCUUGAACAUAUUUCAAAAAAAAAAAGCUUUCUGAAAAAAAACGGGGAUUCUUGAGCAGAUUUUAUGGAUAUUUUCGUGAUAGAAGCCGACAUUUAGACUAUGAUACCAGCAUAUAUGGAAAACUACGGUGGAAACUAUAUCAGCUACAGUGGAAUCGGGCAGUUUUUGGAGACAAAAGACUGCAAAAACGACUCGCAGAAGUUGGAUUGCACGAAAUUGACCGAAUGCCGAUUUGGGACCUCCUCCGUGAGUACUUCACAUGCUGGAAUAACUCUCCCAUCGGGAGCCCACGCUUCCACAGCAGCGUGGCGCAGUGGAAGCGUGCUGGGCCCAUAACCCAGAGGUCGGUGGAUCGAAACCACUCGCUGCUAGUUUUUUUUCUUCUUUGCUUGCUCUUUUUGACCUAAUUUUUUUGAAAUCAGAUGCUUGAUGGAUUUCGAGCCAAGCCGCCACCGGAUCCUGAACCGUGUUCAAAUGUUACGGUCGUUGUCAUUCGAGAAAUGUCGAUUGUUAUCAAGUAAAUUCCCCUUUAUCAUCAUAUUUUUGAAAGAAUAUUACCUAAACCAAAAUUAGAAACGAAUUUAUAUCAAGAAGACGCAGAACUACCAAAAAUUACACCUAUAAAGGCUUUUCACGUCGAAAUUUUCGAGAAAAUGGGCUAUACGCCUUUAGAAGCCCGAAUAAUUCAAUAUUUUCAGCCCUCCUGUCAAUGUGCUACAGCGCUACCAACUUGAUAUCGAAUCUGUUAAUUCAGCUGUUUUGCAAAAAGUUCAUUUUUUUUAACUUCAAUUUUUACAAUUAUCCACAUUUUUUAGAUCAAUUGGACGCACAACUAUGAGAAAAUUGCCAAAUAUAACACUUCUUUCAGUUGCGAUAAACAAAAGGACAAUUUCGUGAGUAUUUUCAAUAAAUUUAGACUCGAAAAAUUCUAGUUUCUUGACGAAAAUGGAGCAGAUUUACUGGCGCGACUUUCGAAAAAAGAACUCGAAAGAGGACAAAUCGUUAUAGCGGAAUUGGAAGGAUAUUUCAAAGUGGAAAUCGUUUUUCGAGAUUAUACUGAAAUUAGAAGGUUGCAAUCUUCAAUAUCAGGACUUUUAAAACAAAACUUUAGUGAAGCUGACUUGAAAUGGGUUAUUGGUGUCGCAAUUAUCAGUGCAGGUUUUUUUUUGAAAGUUGUCCUCUAAAAAAUUGUUUCAGGAGUCGUCAUUGCUCUAACUUUAGUCGUGGUUGCAAUCGUUGCAAGAAUCAAAGCAAAGCAAAACAGAAGACGGAUCGCCCAACUAAAUUGAUUUCUAAAAAUAAAAUAAAAUCGUUAUCAAUAAAUGUUCAAAUCCGCGUCAACUAUUUCUAUUUCUUAAAUGUGGCUGACACUCUUUUUUUGCAGCUUUUUUUGCGAUCAAAUGAUGUUUCAGCAUAUUAUAAUUAUCAAGAAACAAGUUUGUUCAAUUCUAAAGUAAUUAGAAAAAAAACUUGAGAUUUUUUUAGCUCCAAAAAGAUGUUGAGAGAUACUUUUUUUCAUGAGGAAAGCUCAAACUUUUUCUCACUUAUCAGUUUCCACCAAGAUCAGAUGGCACCGGACAGUUUUUUUUUUCAAAAGACGACAAUGCGGAGUUAGUAUCGAAAAUAUAAUCAGACAGACAUAUAAAAAAAAAGAAAAAAGAAGACCGAGCAGAAAAAGUAUCCAAUGUAACAAAGGCUUCAAAACGGAAUGAGUAAACUGUUUUCUGGUACGCUAGUUAACAAAUAAAUUCAUCGUAAGACAAGUUACGUUUAUCCAUUGAACAAAUUAUAAGAGAAACACGAAAAAAAUGUUUAAAAAAAUUUAAAAAAAUUAAAUCCAAGAAAUUUCAGUAGAGCGCAUAUAUUCUUUUUUUCGCAAUUCAAGCUCCCAUGAGCUUUUCUAUUCAGUUUUUUAAAACCUUUUUACAACCUUUUUUACUAAUUUUUUCAAGUUAUAACUUGAUACUAAGCUUAUAGAAAGAGAUGCUCAGACUAAAUGGUCUGAUAGGAAAAUGACACCUAUCGAACGUCGAAAAAUUGAUUCGAAGGUUUUGAAUCUGAAUCUUUGGGUGGGUUGGUAUGCUGAAUUUUUUAAAAUUGAUGAUUUUUCCAUGAAAUUCAUUAUUUUUCUUUCAUGCUUCUAGAUCGUCUUUAUUUUUCUCAAGCAUUUUCAUUUUAAGAAAACUGUUCACUUCUCGUACCGAUGUUCGGAGAGACGAUUUCAAACUCGUUUCUGAAGAAGCUCCACCAGGAAUGGAGUUUGGGUACACGGUUCGCCACAAGCUUCCUUUUCAUCUUGCAAAUCCUGCGACUCAUCUUCUUUUUUUCAAUGAAAGAACGUGGGUUUAGACUUCAAUUAUAUUUGUAAAUCUUAAAGAAGAUAUGUGAAAAAAAAAGUUCAAAAAAUCUUUUUUUCCAGAUGCAACGCGAAAAAUAAUUACCGCGUGAGUUUUUUCGGUGUUCAGAAGCUCGUCGAAGCCGGAUUGCCUUAUCAGGUUAGUCAGAAAAAGGAAGAGUUUAAGUCUAUUUCUGAAUUCUCAUUGUCUAUCCGGAUAGGUGAUUAAAUAACAUAGAAUAAUUCUAUAUACAUCUUGGAGCGGAGAGCCGUUUUUCUUUUAUAUAAUAUUAGGUGAUUACAGAUUUCUUCGUUUUUAAAAACAUGAAUUUUUACUCUUCAUCUUUAGGUGAAAUGCGAAGCUUGUUUGGCCGGUUUCCAGGGGUUUCCUACGUAUUUUUACGUCUUUCCAGAAAGGUUUGAAUUUUCUUAAGCUUGAACAGUUCAGAAAAAAAAUUGAGCUUUUUUUAGGUUUUUCGAUGUCAUUGAUGUUUGAAAAAAUUAUUGAAUUUAGACGAAGCUUUAGAAUUUUGAAAGAAAAAAACCUUAAAUUUUUUUCCUAAAAUUUUUUUCUAAACUCUAUAAACUAUAUUUUCGCAAGUCUUUCUUGGUAUCAGAACUGAAAUUUUACAAUUGAAAAUUUUCAAAAAUAAAGUGAAGACAUUUAUUAUUGUCUUUUUCCUACUAUAGAGACGUCUUCCUACCGUAUAAAAAUCUUCUAUUUGAAAAUCGCGUCGAGAGUGGAGACCGUCUUUAUUGCAAAAAUAAUGAUUGCAAGAAAACUCCACGUAUUUCACCACUGUUGGCGUCACUUUUCAGCGGAACAGAAGCUAUUUUGAGUCGGUUUUAUUUUUGAUGUUUUGAAUAAUUCCAAAAAAUGUGAAAAAAAAGAUUCCUCUCAUCGAUUCUCUCGUGUUUUUUUUUGCUGUUUUCCUGAUUUUAUAAGCUUACCGCUGAGAGAAAAGAGAGCGCAGGCAAGUCAGACAGUCUCAAUCCUCUGUUUAUAGGCUAUAGUCGAUUCACGGUUAACUUGGGACGAAAAGGGGCGUGGCCUGUCUGCGCUCUCUAUCCACCAGGCAUUAUCUCGUGUUUAUUCGUGUCAGGACCUUUUUUCGAUGGCUCGAGCUAGCUGAUUCAUGAUAUUAUUUGAAUUCUAGAAGAUACCAUUGCAACCCAAUAUUUCGGCCGUUGGACUGGCGAACAGGCCUCAACGGAAUCCGACAGGAUUUUCCAAGGAAAACCUGAUGGCGAAUUUUAUGUCAUUAUUUUUCCCUGGAUUUUUACAAAAUAAUCAAUUUUUUAAAGAUUGAACCCAUGUGGUACAACUAUGCGAGAAGUCAAGACGUCAAUGCAACGGACAAAUAUUCGCCGUUUGGGGUGAAGGGACUGUCUUUAAUGUGUGCUGUGGUGGGUUUUCAUAUAAUAAUUAUGAUUAAAUUGAAAAAGUUUCAUAUUGUCCGAAAAAUAAUAAUAUAUUACAAAUUGGAAGUUUAUCUUCUCAUUUUUUUAACCUCUUUUGAUGGUUUCUAAUCAGAAAGUCCACAGAAGAAAAAAAUAAUUUUUUUAGAUUUUUGUCUAAUGAAAGGAGAAUACUUUUUCUCUUAAAUCGAAAAACUUCGAAUGAAACAGUAAAAAAACAUAUUUUUCCAUGGCUUUGUAUUUGGUGGUAUGAAAAAAAGACCAGCGAAAAUUCAAACGGCGACUUUUCCGAUUUUUUCAUAUCGCUAGUGAACUUUCCGACGGCCAUCUUUCCGAAGAAUCGCUUUCCGACUUUUUUCCCUUAUGUUUUUCGGUUUAUAAAACAUCUGUUAACAUUUUUUUUUUCUAUUCAUUCGUGUUUUAAUCAUGAACCAACUACCUACUUUAAAUAGGAAGCUUUAAAACGAAGAUUUGAUCGAGAAAUAAAGUCGGAAAAGGAUUCGUCGGAAAGGUGGCCGUCGGAAAGUUCCCUUUAGCGUUUAGCGAUAUGAAAAAAUCGGAAAAGUCGCCGUUUGAAUUUUCGUUGGUGUUUUUUUCAUACCGCCUUGUAUUUGUCGCCGAAUUUAUUGCAUAACUGGGUUACGCGAACCGUACAGGAUCUAACUGAUUUUUUUCGUGAGGAUUUCCAGUAAUCACUUAAGGUGUAGCUAAAUGGAACUCUAGAAAUUCUGAAGCAAUCACAAAAAAAAAUUUUGAACUCUAAAAUAUCAACUGCAGUUUAUUCAGAACUGACUUGAAAAAAUAUUAAUUGAAAAAAAUGGGCGAGAAGAAGAAUUUGCACUUUUUUUCAAAUAUUCAUUUGAAUUUACAAAUAAUUAAAUACGAAAUUUCAAAUAAUAAUAAUUUUUUUCUUGUGAAUUAACUUGCAACUUUUGUCGAAAAAUUAACAGGGAAUACAGUGUUUUUAGUCUAAAUCUGUAGAUAUUGAUAGUUCUCGGCAAAAUUCGAAAUUUAUCAAAUCCUGAAAAAUCGUUUACUUUAGAGUUAUUGCACAGUUUCAGCGUGUCAAAUUUUUUCAUGUGAAAAUUUAUCAUUGUUAAAUAAAUACCCCCUUUUUUAAGUUGAAUCUUAGGAAAUCGAUGGUGAAAUACGACCGUCAAAUGUUAUAAUCAACGUUGAUUCAAUUGGAAAACCGCAUCCUGGUACCUUUUUCCGUAAAAGGAAUCUUUCAAUUUUAUUUUUUGAGAUCGUCGAAAUUCAAUGGAUUUGUUCAAGUAUGGGCACUAUGAAAAGUGGUCUUCCGGUUCGGAAAAAUUGGAAAAGAAUGAUGGAAUCAAUUUGAAGGUUUUCUGAAGAGGGUGAUUAUAUAGUCUGUUGCGAUUUUAAAAGUCAAGCAACAAACUCCGCCCCCAACAACGCUCUGUAGAUGACCCGCUCUCUGAUUGGUUUGAUCUACGCAUAAGGGGCGAAGUUUGAACGGUGAUUGACAUCCAAGAUCUGAGCAGACUAUAGUAGAUUCACGGCUAGCUUGGGACACAGUAAGGCGUGGCCUGUCUGCGCUCUCCACCGACCAGGCGCUAUCUCGUGCAUUAUCGUGCCAGGACCAUUUUUUCGAUGGCUCAAGUCAGCCUUGAAUCGGUUAUAUGGCGAGUUCCGCGCGAACUUGUUACACGUCAAAAAAAAAAAAGAAAAACCACAACACAUGGAGCUUUUUUGCGCUCUUCGCUUCAAGACCUGCAAAUUUUUGAGCCUUGGCCCAAAAACAGGUACUCUAAAUGUAAAGAGUGUUUUGGUUAGAAGAAAAAAGUGGCGAAGGAAAAUUUGGCGCGGAAGGUGUUAUACAUUUUUAGAUUGAAUGACUUAUGACUUGGAAGAACUUGAUCUUCAGUGUUUUAUCAAUUGGGAACCUUGGUCCUGCUGCUCCGCUUGUUGUUGUCCAGCUUCCCUGUGUGGCGUCAGGGAAACCGCUUCAACUUGGUUUUGGAAAUUUUGAUAUUAUGUUGAAGAUUUGAAGUUUCAAUUUUUUGUUUUCGUACAGUCGGGUUUUAUAAGCUAGGCCGAAAAGCCGUCGAGACAAGUUGAAAUUGCCGUUUCUUUAGAUUUUUUAAAGUUUCAUGAUGACAAAAUGAACCAAUAAUCAUAAAACAUUCUUCUUAUAAAAAAAUGCGGCGUUUUUCCUCUAAUGAAUAAUGAUAAUUCCCACUGAAAAUGGCACUUCAAUGAUAUUUUUUUCUAAUUAUUGAGUUUUUUUAAAAUUAGCUCUAAAAUUUUUUUCAAAGUCGAGUUUUUAAUGAAUCUCUCAGAUUAAAAAAAGUUCAGUUCCGCCGUCCUUUCGAGUAAAUCAAGGAGAGGUUUUUUGUCGAUUCGAAAGAUUGAUCCAGACAAAAAGGUUCUUUUUUAAAGAUUCAGAGUACUUUUAGGCUUUUUUAGGUGAUGCUGAAGAAAAAUUCGCAAAACAUUGAAAAUCUUCUUGGCGUUCCCCCUUACAGGUUAUUUUUGUUAGGAGACGGGUUCUAAAAAUUUUUGGACUUCUUUUUUUCAUAGUUAAUAAAAAAAUUUUUUUAAAGAGUUUGUAAAAUUCAGUCCGUGUUUUAUCUAUGGACUAAAUAUUUUUUUCUGAAAAUCCAAAACAUUUAAUUUAGCCUUUCCGGAAUCGCCGUCUAUUCUACGUUGCUCAAUCAAGCCAAUUUCUCGUCGGAGUAUCCUGAAUUGCAGGUUAAAAUGAUUUUUCAUUUGAGAAUAAAUCAAGAAAAAUGAAAUUUGAAUGAAAAUCGAGCUGGAAAAAACUAGAAAAAAUUUUUUUCAUAUGUUUUUCUUUCGAAUGAGUACGACUUAAUUUUCUGAAAAUUCGAGAAUUUACUGAUUUUUCUAGCAAUCUGACGAUUCCAGCAUGUUUUCACAAGAAAAAAAACUUCAGAAGCUGAUCAAGGAUUUCGCCAAACACGCCCUAUCGCUAAGCUACAAAAUUGGAUCCGGCGUUUUUCUCGAGACGAAAUCUUGUAAAGGAGAUCCAGAAGUUGAAGAUUGUUGGCUCUGGGCCAAAUGCCAUGGAAUCGAUCUGGUCAUUUUUCGAAUAUUUCUUUUGAACUUUUUUUCUUGACAAAAGUUUUCUCGAAGGAUUAUGAUGUUGGCAUUUUUCUCUAUCGAUUAGUAUAAAGUAGAAAAAAAUAAACGCGGAAGUCCUGUUCAAAUACUUAGGGAUGCCAGAGUGGUCCCUAUAGGGUUUUAGGAUAUGACCCUUAUGCCCCUUAAGUUCAAGUGGUCCCUACAGGGCCUUUCAAAUUAUUCUUCAGGUUUAAAAAUGAAUAAACUCGACCAUAUUAUCCUCUGAGGAUAUUUUUCCUUUAAGUAAGGCUGAUAUGUCGAGUUUUCCGCAUGGAAGAGCUUAUUCUCAGAGAGUUGAAAACAAUUAUCGAUUAGCGCGUCCCCUAUAUGGGCCUUUUUUAAAAACAUCAGUGGCCCCUAUGGGGGUUAGUAAAGUGGUUCCUAGAGGGGAACCUUCAAGUCAGGUUGCCCCUACAUGGACCACUUUGGAGUAGUCCGUCUUUUUUUUUUAGGGUGGCAGAGAAACGGUAAAUAUGGCGGUAGACCCCUGCAAUGACGUCACUUUUCGAGAUAUUCUCGUUGGAUUCGAAUCGAUAAAAAUCAAGUGGGUUUAUGGUACAAUUUAAAGAUCAUUAAGCGAAGGUAAAAUGAAAGCGCACGAUUAUGUAAUACUUAUUGAUUCAAAAAUUCUUUCUUUUCAACUCACCACGAAAUGUUUUUGCAGCGCGGUCAGAGGCGAAAAUUUCCGCAUCCGACUUGAUCCGGCUUUACAUGACCUUGAUAAAACCAAGGUGAAUAACUGAAGAAAGUUGUUUUUUAUUUUGUUGGUAUUCUCAGAGAUUUCUAUUCAUUACUACUAUGCUUACGAAAAAAAUAAAAAUAAAAAUGAAAGUUCAGUUAUUCUUUUUCGUACAAGGUUGCAUGGAAACAUACAGGGACAUACUUUUGAGGUUACUCCUUAGGAGUUUAAAGUCAAUACUUUUUCCUGAGGUUCUAAUUAGUUCAAAUUCUGUAGAAAUCACCAUCCUGACUAGGUGAAGAGCCCGACUCACCAGAUUUUAAGGUUCUCCUUUCUAAGAACGUGAAGCUUAAAUUUUUUAGUUUUCGACAUAGAUUUCCAAAAAUCGUGCUCUCAAGCUUAAUUUCCGUGAAAAUUGGAAUUGUUAUUCUUAUUCCCUAACUUUUGAAAUUUUGGCAAGUUUUUUUUUUUCUUGCUCUCGGACUCCAAAAGUCCUUCACUUGCCCACAUCCACUCGGCUAGAGCUCUUACCUAUUAAUUAACGGAUUUUUUGAAAGAUAAACUGGCGAGUAAACCUGCGCAAGCCAAGAAAAUACGACCUCGGGAAGAAUUGCGAUAUUCAAGGAAUCGUUUUGAGACCUGACCUCAACGAAGUGAUCGUCACGUCGAUCACGCCGCUCAUGAUGAAACAGUUUGGAUUUUGAAGAAUUUAGAAAUUUUCUCUUUUUGAAAUGAAAACCUGAAAUUCUUUUUUAAAUUAUGCAUCUAAAUAGAAAUAGAAAAAACCUUGGUAGCUUGAGAAAAUGAAUUUUUUUUUUUUGAGUGGAGGAAGAUUUUGGUGAUUUUAGACUUCUCCUCUCUUCAUAAAGAUUAGCUUGGCAACUCUAGAGUGGUCUCUGUAGAAGCAGCCAUAGGGGCCCUUGAAGGUCCCCCCUAUAGAGGCUACUUAAGCCAGACCACAAGCCUCUCUGGAGGCCACCUAUACUUUGCUCCUGUAGGGAACCCUUUUUGUCCCCCAUAAAGUUGUUUUUUACCCUAACGUCUAAAGGGAAAACUCUGACGUUUAUUGAAGGGGAUUUUUUUUAAUAAUUCACCUGUUACCUUAUCACAAUUUUUUGAACGAAAUUUUUUAAAAUUUUUACUUUGCACAGUCUAAAAAAGGCCAACUUUUUCAGACGAAUCGAUAUACUUUUAAGCAACAAACGCCUGGUUCAAGUCACCUUUUUCGAUGUUCUGUGAGUUGAAAAUGAGUUUUUUUGAACACUUCUCAUCUUAUUGUUUUCCAGGACUCCUGACAAAACGGAAGCCGUUUUCACGACCGUCAUCAUAUGGGGGUUUGUGAUCGCAGGUUAUUUCUUUUUAGGAAAAUUAAAAGAAAAAAAGUUUUCCAGCGUUUCUCGUGUUUCUUGUAAUCUUUGUAUGGGUCAUGCACAAGGAGAAAAUGCGAAGAAUUGAAACUGUGAUCCAAAAUAAGGUGGGGUCAUUUUGAGGCCGACUUUUAUUUAGUUGGUCGCACUUGGAAUGGCUCAACGCGUUGCGGUUACAAGUAAGCUGCUGCGCCCGACCAAGAAACGGCUUGCGCGGCUCUUUAGCCUAUUCAAGCUUCAACUUGAACAGCAGCGCGACUGCGACGCAUUGA
Molecule: messenger RNA, 11623 nt
Organism: Caenorhabditis auriculariae
Lineage: Eukaryota; Metazoa; Nematoda; Chromadorea; Rhabditida; Rhabditidae
Source: the annotation of a GenBank genome assembly